AUGCAAUUUCUACGCGUCUUAUCAAUCUUCUCUGCGUUCUUAGCUUAUGGAUUCUGUGCACCCAUUAUCAUUACUCGGAGCGACGAACACUCAUCUUCGUCCUUCAGCGAUUCGUCUUCAGAUAGGUCUGGCACUCCUCCGCCUCCUCGUAAUCAUGGGGAAUUUGUUGGGGUCCGACCGAAGGCAUAUGAACAGAAAACCAAGGAGAACAACCUCAAAAACAUCAGUAUCCAUCCAGGCGUUGUCGUAGGCGGGCCAGACCCGGAGACAGGGAAAUACGAUGUCGCGAUGAUUUCGAAGAAACUCCCGCAUGAUCCUCCUCAAGCACCUAUAACAAACUACCACCCAGCCGAAACAGUCUAUGGAAAUGUUGCAUUGAGCCCUCCGAAGAAAAUCAAGCCCAAGCAUAUGAAAGGGUGGGUCAACCAGAAGACUGGCGUCCAGGAAAAGGAAAUGAGCGCCGAAAAUCUUGCAAAGCUUAAGAAAGACAUGGAACCUCACGCAGGCUGGAGGGCACCCACACCCCCGCCAAAGCCACCCACACCGCCUCCAAAGUCACCGACUCCACCGCAGUCACCAUCUUUUGCAAAAAAGCCAAAGCGCGCUAAGAAAGGAAAGCAGAGCAACGUGCAGGCCGAGGCAAGCCAGUCGAAGCAUGCUAUUCCAGGAUCGCCACAGGGCGGCACGAAGCAAGCCGCAUCGUCCAAACAGAAUGCGGUCAACCACGGACAUCCUGGUCGCCCCGGAAGCCCAUCUGGCGGCGCGAGGCAUGUCGGGAGUGCCAAUCAACAGCACGGAAAGGCGCCCAAGAGGUCCAGCUCGCCAUCCGGGAGCAACCAAGCUCACGUCGCGAAGAAGGUACCACGAAGAGGAAGUUCACCUGGCCCUCGUCCCAAAACUCACAACGGAGGAGCCAAGCCUGCCCAAUCCGGUGCAAAGAAAGCAGCGCCAGGCCACACCACUAAACACAAGUAA
This is a messenger RNA of Psilocybe cubensis, 975 nucleotides long. RefSeq lists its product as uncharacterized. The coding region runs from base 1 to 975 and encodes 324 amino acids. NCBI's taxonomy places the organism in Eukaryota, Fungi, Basidiomycota, Agaricomycetes, Agaricales, Agrocybaceae. The record is from RefSeq and is a predicted model, not a curated record. The transcript is spliced from 3 exons.